AUGUUGGAAGCUGAGGCAAGCGGUGGGAUGGCCCACAAUGCUGGGCCCGAUGAGAAGACAUUGCAGGUGUUGCGGAACAUGGCCAACCACCUGCGAAUCCGUACCAUCAGGGCCACAAGUUCCUCGACCACUAGCAGCUUCAUGAAGAGACUGCUUCCUGAUUACUCUUGGAAGCACAAUGUUGAGGAUGCAGAAAGUUGGUAUGGAAGGCCAAUGCCAAAAGAAAAAGUAGAUGCAAUUGUCAAAUUAAUUGAAAGUCAGAUACAGACCAACAAAAUUCUUGUACCAUCACCCCCUAUUGAGGACUCACCUCAAAUUAACAUCAUGGAUAUAUAUAUGGCUUCACCCCCUGUUUACAUAGCUGAUGACAUGGUGUCUACUCAAAAAGCAUGUGGUUUGGCUCUGGCUAAACUGAGCCAUGAAAAUGACAGAGUUAUUGUACUGGAUAGUGACACCAAGAUCUGCAAUUUUUCUGACAUAUUCAAGAAAGAACACCCAGAGAGAUUCAUCCAGUGUUAAAUUGCUAAACAAAACAUGGUGAAUGUGGCACUAGGAUGUGCCACCUGUGACCGGACCAUUGUUUUUGCUUGUACCUUCGCUGCUUUUUUCGCCCGAGCAUUUAUCCAAGUGGGAGCCAUCUCUCAAAUCAACAUCAACCUUAUUGGUUGCCACUGUGGGGUAUCAACUGGUGAUGAAAAUCCCUACCAUAUGGCCCUGGAAGACCUGGCCAUGUUCUGAGCAAUUCCCAAUUUUGUUGUUUUCUAUCCAAGUGAUGCCAUCACCACAGAGCAUGCUGUUUACUUAGCAGCCAAUACUAAGGUAUAAAUGUGCUUUAUUUGUACCAGCCAAGCAGAAACUGCAGUUAUUUACACCACUCAAGAAACCUUUCAUAUUGGAUAGGCCAAGGUUGUCUGCCAUAGUGACAAUGAGAAGGUCAUAGUUAUUGGAGCAGGAGUCACUCUGCAUGAAGCCCUAGUGGCUGCUGAUGAGCUCUCUAAAGAAGAUAUCUCUAUCUGUGUCAUUGACUUGUUUACCAUUAAACCUCUAGACAUUGCCACUAUCAUUUCCAGUGCAAAAGCCACGGGUGGCCAAAUUAUCACCAUGGAGGAUCACUAUCCAGAAGGGUUCCUGCUUUCCCUCAAGUCCAGCAAUAUCCCAGUUGUCCCACCUCCUCAGUUGAUCCUCACACUUGCCACUCUUCUGAAAUUGACCAUAUUGAGGUAG
This is a messenger RNA of Mastomys coucha (southern multimammate mouse), 1224 nucleotides long. RefSeq names its product transketolase like 1 (gene Tktl1). The transcript is spliced from 12 exons. The record is from RefSeq and is a predicted model, not a curated record. NCBI's taxonomy places the organism in Eukaryota, Metazoa, Chordata, Mammalia, Rodentia, Muridae. Gene Ontology annotation, molecular function: transketolase activity; thiamine pyrophosphate binding.